Racocetra persica is the source of this 129-nucleotide messenger RNA. The record is from the annotation of a GenBank genome assembly. NCBI's taxonomy places the organism in Eukaryota, Fungi, Glomeromycota, Glomeromycetes, Diversisporales, Gigasporaceae.
AUGCAUAAAAAUGGACUUCGAAGCUUUAUUAUUAACCCAGUAGAAACCAGUAAAGACACCAGCAGGUAUAAAUCACCAAAUGCAUUACCAAUGAAUAGCAUCACGGGUAUACAUACCGAUGCAGAAGUG